CACACGAAAGCAGGGUUGACUCCACGCUCACGCUCAAGCUUUCGUCAUGAGCCAGCCGUGUUAAGUAAAACAACCCGCAUCAAGCAUUGUAAGCUACGCCAAGUACCUCUGUCACCCAGCACCGUUAUCUCUCACACUUAACUUUUCUCCCCAAUCCAUCAAACAACCAAGUGAAGCACCAACAUGUCGAACCUCCCAACCGACGGUCCCGCCAGCGAGUGGAAGCCCCAGGGCUCCGGCCCUCACCCCACCCUUGCCGGCAACAUGUUUGACCCUGGCGUCAAGGCCGAUGGCAAGCUGGGCAGCACCGGCACCGGUGUUGGUGGCACCGACGAGCAGGCAAUCAGGCAAGAGGGUCUCGAGCACAUCAGAUCCCACGUCGACUCACCGACGGGCGGCCAAACGCAGCCGCUCUCCUUCGGCUCACAGCAGACAGACGUCGAGCCGCGCAGCUCCGGUUCGGUAUUGGGCAGCGGUCUGAGCAGUGGCUCCGGUAGUGUUAUGCCAGCGAGCAACCCGGGCUACGAUGACACUACUGGCGGAAUCUCGCAGGGUAGCGGCGGUGUUAGUGGCUCCGCUCAUGUUCAUACUCCCGUACCCAAUGAGAACACUACUGAGACCACAGGUGGAUCACAGACUGUGGUGGGCACCGUCAUGGGCUAUCUCGGUCUAGGCGGCAACAAAGGAACCACGGAUCCCGAUGUCGAAACCAGGAAUGCGGGUGCGGACGACCUCCGUGAGCUCGCGUCUCAUGCUACAUCCGGCGGCAGCACGGGCACGGGCACUGGUUCUGGUACUGGCACCAGCCGCGAGACCGAUACUGCACCUACAACAGGUACAGGUAUUGCUCCCAGCACCGGCACUGCUGGACCCGCCAGCGACUCCACUUCAAACACAACGGGAUCAGAUCCUAUUCAGCGUAGCUCGGCACAGGCGCCAAAGCCAGCGGACAGCGAUGUCACUACUGGCAACGAGCCGACCGAUUCCGCCGACCCGACAACCAAGGACACGGCAUUGACAGACAAGGAGCAGAAGACCGAAGCGAAUAAUGAGGCGCACGGCGGCGAGAAGGACAAGAGGAAGGAAGGCAACCGGUACAACGAGGAUGCCAUUCCGACUGCGGGUGGAGUGAAGUUGGGCCAGAAGCAUUGGGGUGAGAGCCAAAUUGUACCGGACAACCCGAAGCCGCAGCAGAGUGAGGGGGCCGUGAGCAGCAGCGCGGGUCAGCCUACCGGUAUGUCUAGCUAAUGUCUGCAAUUGAGGGUGAGUCGAUGCGCUAACGGUUGAAUAGACCAAGUCCGCGACAACACGGCUAAGAACACUGGUGGCGCCGCUCCACCGACCGGUACUCACUCCGAGCAUCACGAGAAGGAGGGGUUGGCCGACAAGCUCAGUCACUCACUUCACCUGGGCCACAACAAGAAGUAGUGGAAGAUGUGAAUGCAUGAUGAGGCAAGGCCGGAGAAGGGAACGCAGGGUGGUGGCUGUAACUGUGUUUCUGGCGCUCAAUGAAUGAGGCAUGCAGUAGGUGAAAAGGUUCUGACGGUCCACGAGUACGAUGCUUCCAUAGUCGGAGCAAUUGGAGUGUCCUCCAUGGACUGUUCAGCAGCUCAUGCUCAUCAUCCU
Messenger RNA from Baudoinia panamericana UAMH 10762, 1626 nucleotides. RefSeq lists its product as uncharacterized. The record is from RefSeq and is a predicted model, not a curated record. Lineage: Eukaryota; Fungi; Ascomycota; Dothideomycetes; Mycosphaerellales; Teratosphaeriaceae. The coding region runs from base 184 to 1248 and encodes 354 amino acids. The transcript has a single exon.